Molecule: messenger RNA, 15916 nt
Organism: Pseudo-nitzschia multistriata
Lineage: Eukaryota; Bacillariophyta; Bacillariophyceae; Bacillariales; Bacillariaceae
Source: the annotation of a GenBank genome assembly
CCACGACGCCCCUCUCAAUGUGGCACGGUAAAUUUUUCCAGGUUCGGUAAAUUCUGGAGGUAUACCUGAUAAUCCAAGCAGUUGAGACAUCAAGUUACAAAAACAAAUGAUCAGUCGACGCGGUGAAAAUUGGGAGGACAGUCACGCCUUUGUCAGAAAUCUUUGAAGCAAAUAAUCGUUACCUUCUUUUCCUUCCUUCUCCGCUCUCCAGUGAGGUACCCACGCUUUUCCAGUGUAUUCCAUUAAAUAUGUAGGAGGUUGGACUCGGCCCGGAAGAGAUCGUUUCUUUUCCAAGCCAAUUAGUUCAAAGUGUUGCAGAGAUGGCCAUCCGUUCAGAACACCAUUGAAGAUAUAUCGAACCCCCCCAUCGCUGUUGACCUUCGUAAGAGAACUCAUCAAAUCUUUUCUCGUGAUGGGAAGAGUUGGCCGUCUUGGUUUGAUGACACCUCUUUCGACAUCGAAAUCUCGUUCGUUCAGACCGCUAAUUAGCUUUCCGUCGACACAAAAUUUAUCUGGAACGACGAUCGCAUGCCUUAUCAAUCCGUCACUUCCAACGGGAACAGCUUUAUUGGCUUCUUCUUCAGGUAGGGGGUUCCCAUAAGAUUGCACAACACUCAAACUAGGCGCUCUUGUUCUGCAUUCUUUGGUAUCGUCCGAUGCUGUGGUAUCUUGCUCUAUUGAAUUAGACAAAUACAGCAGCUCACCCGCCAUAUCCAACUCAAUGUCUUCGUCAACUCCUGGGUUUUCCGAUGGCGACAUCUGGCUAAUCUAAAUCUUUCCCAAAUUACCUUUUGAACUGCUUUCAGAAACUUCUGUUCGUCGACGGGGAGAUUAUUCAACUUACACUUACCAAUUGAUUGGCAAUUGAAUGAUUCGUAUUCAGAUUCAAAACUGGAUUGUGAUGCUGAAAUUCAUUCACUCAUGUUAUGAAUUUCCACGAAUUUCAAAACAGUGUUGAGACGCGUUACACGAUUUAAAGUUCUUCACCUACCAAGCGCAGUUGUUCCUACUGUAACUGCUCUUAGCAUGAAUUCUUGUAGCCUUGCCUUUCCUUCUUCCGUGAUCACUCUUGGACUGGUGCCACAGGACAUUCUGGGCCUCUUGGCACUGUGGUGCCAUAUGUUCAUACCUUUGUGGUCUGAUAUUGUAAGGAUCUAAGUGGUCAACUAUUCUGAUUUUCUAGGUGUUUGCCAAAAUUAGGAUUUGACUAAUGUGAUUAGUAGAUCUACUAUGUGUAAAAUGUGUAAUGGUCUGAGGUCGUUCACCUUUUGGCAAGUUGACACUGUUGACCUAUUACUAUUUUGGGAGGGGUUUAUUAGGGGUCAGCAACACAAAAGCAUUUGAAAAACAUUGUGCUGCAAAGGUCCACAACGCCUUUUUUCCAUCCUUGACCGUUGCACAACGCUGUUGGUGUAGUAACAAAAUAUAAAACAUUAGUAACAAUAUAAUUACUACUACUUCUUGAUAGUAGUCCCAUACCACCACUAUGAUGUUGCUAUUCACAAAUCAUUCAACAAUGUGCCCAUUUGUUUCUCAUACAACCAACAAUCAAAAAUUUCAGCUACACCAUAGUAGUACAAAGUCGUCCCUGCAAUAUCAGGAUCAAGCUUAGUGCGUAGAUUGCCGAUGAUCCUCUGUGCCCUACUACCAAAUAUUCUUUCUGAAGGAGCAGAUGUUGCAUGAACAGCAAGAAGAUAUUUCCUUGCUACUAGAACAGCAGCCAAUGUUGGAACAAAUUGGUUCAUUUUAUUUCCCCACCAUUGUAGAGGGUUGGAGUGCCUGGUCUUGUCACUCUCCUUAUCUAUCUCAAAGGGUGCAAGUUGGGGAUGCAACAUGUUCCUAAGCAGCUCCAGAUUACAUGAUUCCUUGAUACUCUGGGAAUUGGUAGACACUGUCACAGCUUGCUCUUUUUGUGCCUGCCUGUUGCUGCAUAAUCAUCAAAGGGUCCUACUCUUCUGUACUACUACUACUACAAGUAGUGUCGCUAUCACCACCAAUAGCAGAGGCUGCCACAGAGUCAUUGCUGUUGUUGAUAGCAUGGUGCAACAACUAGUAUUCCAAAAGUAAUUGCAGUUAUAUUAAGUACUACUUCCUCUGGUCCACUAUGUUGGAUCAAAGGUAUCGUAUAGGGUGGGCCAAAUGUUUCCUGCCAAAAUUAUUGUACAUUUUUGAAUAUCAUAGAUUCGUACAUCAUAUAUGUGUAAUUGUAGCACGUUUACUAUUGAAAUAAGCUCAAUAUGGCCGAUUUCAAUGCUUCUUUUUUUGUUUAACAGAUCUAUUACAAAUGUAUACAAGUAUAGAGAUUGUAUUAACUGAAAUUAUCUGACAUACUUGUGGUAUUUAGUUAAAGAGGACUUUUUUCUGCAUAUCAAUGUGAUUUUACUGUCAUUUGGGUUUUAAUAGUCAUUUUGAUACACCAAUACUUGCACAUGAUAGCUAGUAAGAGUGACACAUUUUCAAGGUAGUAUGGAGAACUUUCUUGUAUUGUUCAUUCUUGUUCAAAAGAGGUACCUGUUACCGUUGCCAAUGCAGACUGUUGAAGACUUUAGAGUUCACUGUGUUAAUAGAGGGUAUUUUUGCAAUUUUCAUUUGUAAAAAUUCAAAUAAUUUUUUUAACAUGCAUGCACAUUUUUAGUCCUCAGUACUGAUUGUACAUGUUCUACACAGUCAUUUGUAAAAUCCAACCGCCACUCAAAAACUGUUAAGUAAAGUGGAGACACAUAUACAGGACCAAUCAAAACAGGUUACAAUGACAUAUAUAGGGACCGGAGGAAUGUAUUCAGUCUUGCAUUUUUUAGUCCCAUAUGGUUCAGUCUUGCAACAGCCGCUGUAUACUAGCAGAGGGUAGCGUUGCAACCUUGCAAAAUUUUCAACCCUAGUGCAGUGUUUCAAGGCUUAAAUACUGUUGCGUUGCUGACCCCUAGUUUAAGGGUGGGAAGGGGGUGAAUAUUUCCUCUUUCACAUCAUGUUGACAGUCCUUCACUGUGAGGGACGAUGCUUUUGAGAAUGAGGCCAGCAAGGAGGCUUGUUGAGGUACAAGGCUAUUUGCGGGGUAUCACAAUCUGCAAGGUAGCUAUCAUUUGUCUGGUGGUUAAUGUCCUAUGUCUGUACAUUGUUUUCAAUACUCAAAAACUUUCCACAGAGCAAAAGUUUUUCCUGCUACUGUAGUAGUAGCUACUGUACAAUACAUAGCUAGAAUGGUAGCUCACCUCCCUAGGAAUCAAGAAUCGAAGGUACUGACAGUAUGUCACUACACAUAAAACAGCAAUUGAAAUUAUGUUAAUUGAGGCAUUGGGAAUGUUAAUUUAACAUUCCAAAUGUUAUUUUAGCAUAUGCAAUGUUAGCACGUCAUUGUAAGCAUGUAUUGUCCAUAUUUUUGAUCCUAGUAUUGUCCAUAUUCUUCAUUUGGUAGCCUUCUAGCAUCAAAAACCAAUUAUAUUGGCCUUGUUUCCUUUAAAAAGAGGAACAAGAAGAGGAUGCCUCCCCUGCUAACAUCCAGACUGUUAAGCAUUUAGGCUGUAAAAUAGAAGCAAAAAACACAGUACUCAUUUCUGCAUAGCCUACACUUCUAACAUUCAGAAUGUUAAAUUAACCUUCCCAAUGCCUCAAUUAACAUAAUUUCAAUUGUUCUUUUACGCGUAGUAGGAAUUGGACAUACCCAAGAUCAGGGGUCAUAAUUAUACUAUUAGAGGGGUGUGCAAUUGAACUUGUUGUUCCUGAUGGAACUCUUGUUUCUAUGGCACCAAAGGGCCAUGCCUUUGCAUGAUCAUUGACUACAAUGGUCUCCCAAUGGUCUGGACUAAUUGGCAUGAUAUCACAAAUCAACUGAAAGAGGAACUAUAUCUCAUCAUCAGAGUAGUUUGCUAUACCAGCAGCCUUGUUGCGCCCACAUCCUCCUUCUUCUUGUCAGCACUGCUGUUGCUGGCUACCAGUGUUGGAUCCAUCUUAAUGUACUAUGUGGUCGUGUGUGGGAUUGGCAUAGUAGCUGGAGGAGCUGCUAUUCCCUCUUCCCUCUGCUCUCUCAAUAUCAGCUGAGAGCAGAGAUAAAUGUACUAGUGGCUACUAGUAAGAGCACUGUUCUGGACAUUAUUCUUCCUUUGUGUGGCGCCAUUCUUAAUAGGAGAGCUCAUGGUUCUGUUGUUCAGGAUAACUGAGUCUCAAUUUCUUUGAACUGAGUCUUAAUUUUGACAGGCCUUUCUGUUGAGUCUUUCAACUGACUCAAAUUUUUAUUUGUGCAUUGUUCCACUCUAAAUCUGGUCAGUUUUGAAUGGGGGUCUGAGGGUCAAUCAAAAAUGACUAGAUUUAGUCAAUCUAGAUGUCACUUUUUCAUCUAUCUGUCUAUCAAAUCUAAUCAAUCUAGAUAAAUGGGAAUGGCCCAGUAUGAUGUAAGACUAGUACCUACUACUAGUAGUACUACUAUAUUUGCCAAAGAAAUAGUCUGAUCUUUGUCCAGUCACUACUAUUACUAGUAGUAAUACUACUACUGUGGCAUCCUUCUUGUUAGUUGUCCUUUCACCACCAUAUUGACUCUUAAGAAUUCAUGAGUAAUUUGUGGGUAUUUGUAUUUCACAGUUUCAUUUUGAGGGUGGAUGAUAAUUAUGUGGUGGAUUGUUUUUCUGCUGACAAAACAACACAGAAACUUCCACCCUGGGACAACAAGAAGUCCAAGAAGAGCAAAUCAAAAAGGGGUGGAUCCAAUAGUGAUACUACUACAAGUACUUCUACUAGUACAUGUGUUGAUUCCACAGGGUCAUGUACAAAUCUUGGUCACCAUUAGUACUAGUGAUAGUAUAGUACUAUGGUGUGUGAUGGUUGAAAAACUGGUUGGUAGGAUUUGGUAGAAUUUUGACUACCCCUGGCAUUUCAGAUCAUAACAGCUCUGGUGAUUACCACCAAGCUACUACUAGUACAAAUAUCAUAACAAGUGAUUGCCACACUAAGAAAUUGGUUUUCAUCGUUAAUUUAAUGAUGCCAUCCUUAUUUUUUCAGUACAAAUUCUACAGAGCUCUACUGAGUGUUGGUCACAAAAAUUUUCAGCAUGAUUUGCCUUCUGAGAAAGAAGCAGGAUUGGUUCUGCGCCACCAGAAUAGUUGCAAACUACCUCCGUAGAUUUUGUACCAUGUUGUACUGUGCUAAGGAUGGCAUCAGUAAAUUAACAAUGGGAACCAAUUUCUUAGUGUGGCAAUCACUUGUUAUGAUAUUCAUCGUAAUACACAGAACACCACCACCACCAGAAUUGUACUAUCCAAAUCUAGCAUCAAAAGGAAUUUAAGAGGAACUUUCAAAAAUGCCUUGAAUCAAACUGCAUAAAACUAAAGAUGAAUCUUUAUUUUGCAUUGAAACAGGCCAGGGGCAGAGAUCAUAAAGUUUUCUUCCAUCUGUAAAAUUGAUGUUAAGAAUCCAGCAUUCCAAGAAAUUGAACCAGAACCUGACAUGUCUGCAGAAAACAUAUGAAAAGUUCUCAAAAACAUCAGCACUGGCACCACUGAAUCAAAACUCUUGUUUAUCAGUUAAAAAAUUGGCACAAUUCUUGCUGACAUGCAAUCAUGACCAUUGCCUUCCAUUGUCAACAGUAAAAUCUGCAUUAUAUUAAUGUCAAACACCAUUGAUUAACACAUGUUAUGGGUACUGGAACUUAUCUGCAAUUUUGAUAGAUCUGGUGAUAUCAAUAAUCCUGGGCAUGUAACCUUGAGUUCCCCUGCUACCACCCUCUUCUCUUCUAUUUAAUUAUCAAAAAGGAAAUAUUGGGCCCAUUGACUUGCACUAUCCAUAUCGCGUCAAAUGUAUGAUGUCCUGCUUAUUGAUUUCUUUCUCAAUUGCUUAUUAUGUUUAUUAUGAUUUCUUGAUUAAAUCCAUAGGUAUUCCUACUUUAGGAUACAUCUCUAUCAUAUGAGUUGAGAAUUCAAGAAGAUCGUUCCUACGGAAGUAACCAUUUCUUGCAUGGUUUGUAGUAGGGUGAAUUGUAAAAUACUAGUCAAAUACAAAAGUGGAUCUGACUGAGGAUGGUCAGUUUCAUCUUGAAUGAGCGCUGAUGCAAGGCAUUUCUGCCUACCAUUCCGUUGAUUACUCUUAAAUGAGCGCUGAUGCCAGGCAUUUCCUCCUCGCAUUUCGUUGCUUACAGAGCAUGUUGUAAAUCAAAACAUAGACGACACGGCUGAUUGGGAUCGCAACAAACAAUCUUGCAUAGAACCAUAGCACCGGAAUUAAUCCCAACUUUAAAAAAUCGCCAAUUGUUCCCAAAUUUCGCUGUAGAGUACCUCCUGUUUCCAAUGCUCGAGAAAGCCAGACUACACCGAAAAAAUUAAAACUGGUAAGGAGUAAACAGCAGAAGAACUGGUUUCGGGAGAGAGAUGAAAAUGUCUUGCGUUGUUCGCACAAAUAUUUUGGUAGGAUGACUAAGCUCUUUGGCCCAGCCUGUCGAAGUGCAGUAGUAGUCCCAGCUAAGGAAGCUGGCACGGCGUCGUCGUUGCAAUAGAAAAAGUUCUGAAAUCCCUCCUUCGUCUUUUCGUCACCUUGAUCCCCCAUUUGCGAUUCACCGUACCACGUUCGAUGGCUUUCAGAAAUCAAUUCUGGAAAUUCAAAUAGUGCUUUCGAUUCAUUCCCGUCGUCGUGUUUUUUUGUUUCAUCUUUUUCGAUGAUCCUAGAAGAUGGUAUCCCGUUGAAGUAUGAUACAAUUGACAAGCCUUCAGCUAUCACCUGGAACGUGUCGUCCAAAGAAGUAGGCGGAGAGUUUACAAACGGUGCUAGCUCCUGAAGGGAAAUUGGACGCAUAUAUCCACCAUCACCGGACGCCUUGUCCACAAUCACAGCGCUUCGCAGCCGCCAUUUAUCGGCACUUGAAGUGCCAGAAGGCGUAGUGGGUCCGAACAAAAAUUCAACUAGUGAGGAAAUCAAACUCUUUGGUUGUGGCUGUUGCCUGUGAUUUGUGUUCGUUCGGACCGGAAUGUUCGCAUUGUUUUCCGAUUGCAAAUAAUUUCUGGACAAAAGGCUUCUUCCCUCACUGUGAGAUCCAUCGCUAUUUGCACACGUGCUUCGGAAUGUAGCUCUUGAAGGUCGACUUCGCAAUCUUUGAUGCAAACGGCCUGCCCGGGACCAAAAGAAAAUAUUGCCAGGAUUCCCGCAGCAAAAACUCAUGACGAGCCACGUAUUGUAGGCAGCUUCUCUAAAAAAGUCAUUCUGAUCAUUGCCUGAAGGGCCAAGCAUAGCAAAACAAAAAAGCAGCUGCCGAAUGGUAAAUAUCAAGCUCUUCAGUUUCUGCGAAACAUUGUUGCGUACGGCUCGAGACUCUCCGCCGCCCCGGGAGAGUGUUACGAAGGCAGCGACGAGCGCCGCUAGCACAGCAGUCGACACUAUUAUUAUAGAUAUCACCAACCCAAAUGCGGUUACGACUUUCAAAGCUUUGAUCAAAAUUUUGCUCCAAGCUUGGAAAGAAUCUUUUUUCUCGGCACGCAAUACCUUGCGUUCAAAAUCACUUGGGAAUUUGAAAACCAUUGAUUUUAUCGUCCUCUUGUUUCCAUUUGCAUCAUCGCAGAUUUCUAUUUCUUCGAAAUAAAAUGACGAUCCCUGGCCCACUAUCUGUAGCAAUCCGCAUAGCUCUGCCGCGGCAUCGUUGAUAGAAAAUCCAAGCUGUUGCGAAAGAUCAGCCGGUCGGAUUGUCAAAUUUGGAGAUGCCUUAACGGAUUGCAAGAUUUGCGAUCGAAUGGAUACCUCGUGCUCGUACACUAUUUCUGUAUCAUUCUCCUCCAUUGACAACACUUCAUGCCUCGUCAUGCUUUAGAUGAUGAAGAUGAGAGCAACCAGACAGAAGAUCAGGUAGCCCUUUCAUGGACGGAAAGUCCGUAACUUUCCGCAUGUACAAGUAACUGUAAUAGCACACGGUACGUACGUACUACUGUACGAGUUUUAUCGGAGUAAAAUUACAGCCAAAAUUAACAAAUUUGGCCAUCCACUAGUAGGAUGACUUUGACAGACUAGUUAGAAGCCUCUAGAGCAUCCUUUGCUGGCUUCCCAAUGACACCAACCUUUAGGUAAUUGUAUAUACUUGGACUGGGCCCUUAGUUUGGUGGUCCACUGGAGUUGUUUUUUGAUAAAGUUCUGCCCUACUAUUUUGUAACACAGCCAGUCUCGUCUGAAAACAGCAACAUUUGGCAAGACUGGCUGUUCUUCUUACUAAUGUGCUAUCAGCUCCCCCCAGCAGCCCUAUAAUCAUGUAACAAUGACAUAGGACACUGCUCCCAACACUAUGAGGAAGCUUUUCCCCAAAGAAUGUCACACAAACUGAUAUAAUGGUGUUUCCAGUUUCCCACUUGGACCAAAACAAAAUUGCUUGUGUAUUUUUCGAUGCUCCAACACAGCCCUUUUACCUGGAACAUGUUCUCACACCCUACAUUUUUCAACACAAAUUUCAAAGUUUUUUUAGGUACAGAUAUGUUUCUGAUAAACACUUAAAGUAUUGAAGCCAAUUAAUCCGAUUCCCUUGUGCCGUUGCCAACAUUAUCCUAUUGACAAAGAAACUAUAGACAUAGACAACUCUGCUUGGAUGCUUCCCUUUUCUCAUUUUUGCAGUUUCCAAUUUCCCUGAUGGGCAACAAUUCUCUAUGGUUCAAUAUACUUGCCGUACCACGUUUCUAUUAUCAUUCUAUCACUCAAACUUAGUCUGUCGCACUGAAUAUUUUGCUCACUGUGUUCUUGUGUCUUCUCCUCUUGAAAUUGUUUUGUAUUGGUGAAACUGCACCUGAUAUCUAUCUCACAAAGUACUCAAAUUCUGAUGUGUUCUUUUGUCUGUAUUCCUGGUUUAACAUGAAUGACAAACUGUCUUUGGACUCUAUUGUGAAACAUUUUCCCAUGAAAGUAGCCAGAACUACACCAUUUUUUGUUGUCUACCCAUAUUCAGGAGGGAAACAAAUUGUUAGACUGAACAAUUUGUUUAUGGCUACACCUGCAGUGUUGCACAACUUACCCUUGUAGUUUUUUUUGCCAGAGUCUGUGUGUUAUGUCUGCAAGUAGCUACUGCCCCGUUGAUAGUUCCCACCCAAUGAAUGGAAGACAUUACUAGGCCCUCUGGGGCAGCAUUCUCCCCAGCACAACUUUCUUUUACAUGUUGUUUAACUAUGUUUUCCACAAUGUUAUCCUUUACAAGGAACUUUGUGUGCUUGAACAAAACAUUCCUUAUGUAGUUAGUCAGUGUUCUUUGUUUCAACAAGGUCUCUAUAUGGCCCAGUCUUAUGUCAGGAUCAACCACCAUUCUCUCCUCCUGUUCUUCAUUCUAUCUGACUACUUGCAAGGACAUGUCUGUUGAUAAGCUGUAGACCAAUCAGAUAAAAAUUUCAAAAAUCCGCAGGUCAAAUUGGUAUUUUAUGCUAAUAACUGUUUAGCUUGUGUUAGUCUAUACUUCUAGCUAUUCAUUGAUAAACAACACCCACUUGAUCUACAUAUAUCCAAACCUUGGUGUACAUAACUUACUUACCCAAAAAAAAAAAUAUAUCUAACCCUACGCUUCCACAGUAGUAAUAGUUUAAAGGCAUGUAGUUCAAUUUUAUGUGAAAACCAUACUGUACAACAAUCAUUUUUUAGUCAUGUAUGUAGGGGCAAUGACAAGCGUGAAACAGGCGCACACUUCUAUCUACCAUUCCUUUUUCCUGGCCAGCAUGCCAACUUUUUCUGCAUGUCGAUAAUUUUUUGACACGUCCCUGCUCUUCCCUGUAGAUCACAGUAUUUUUUAAACAACAUAUAAAAUAGUCCCCAUGUAUUCUACUUCCUCAAAGCAAAAUACCUGUUUAUAAUAAAGAGUGAGCUUAUUCACUAUCUACACAUGAAGUAUGAAGUGGCUGUUUGCUUGAAGACAGGGUUCAUUGUUUGGGUAAAUGGUCCUUUCAAGGCAAACACAAAUGAUAAUGCUAUAUUUGAGGAAGGGCUGGAUAAAUUACUCUAUCCACCAGAGAAAGUUGUGGAAGCAGAUCAAGAGUAUGGGGGAGACCUUUGACUGAAGCAUCCAUCAAUGGGAAUGACUAGUGGAGAAAGGAAGAUGAAAUCAAAUGUUUGGGCCCAGCAGGAAGUGUGAACAGCAGACUGAAACAGUUCAAUGUGCCCACUACUCAUUUCAGGCACUUGAAGCCAAACAAAGAGGGAAUGAUGAAGAGACACGGACAGUGUUUUGAUGCUGUUGUUGUGAUUACACAGCUUAAGUUUCUUUUGGGGGCAAAAGUCUUUGCAGAUGGCCUGGAUUACUACAAUUUUCAUUACUUCUAGCAGUGCUACAAGUACUAGCCUCAACAAGACAGCAUAGUAGAUCCUCUGUGGCUCCUUGCAGCACGCAGUACAGAACACCCUUACCCAGCAGCAAUUCACAGUGCUCAUUAAUAUUUUGUCUCCAAUACUAGUAAGCACUAAUGUUCUCCAAUAGUAAGCACCAAUGCAAAUUCUCAAGUAGAAAGGAAUGAAUUUACCUUUUGUCCAGUAGUAAUGACCAUUAAUAGAAACAUUAAAGGACUCAGUAGUAGUUUUUGUGUGUGGUGGAGGAGGGGAGAGGGGAAAUGGAGAUGGGAGAAUGAAAAAAUUUAAUUACUAUAUAAAAUAAAUCCCAUGUGCUACGAUUACUACUACUACUAUGUACUUUGAUAUACAUUGCAUACAUGAAUAUAAUUCAUUGAAGUCAUGCAAUAUGUAAUAAUAUUCCAUAAAAAAAUGUGAUUAAAAUUGAUCACAAAAAAAUGUGAUCAAGAUUUUGUGAUCAUUUCUGAUCGCAAUUUUUUGUGAUCAAUUUUGAUCACAUUAGUGAAGAAUGGGUAUUCGGGAAUUCAUUUUUCCCGGAAAAAAUUGAAAUCGACAUGGUUCCUGUUUAGUCGUUUUCAUCCAGUCCCGUCUAUUGGGACGAGGACCAGAAGUAGUUGUCUCUGUUUUGGUGGAAAAGCUGCUCUGACCGCCAUCAAUCUCUCUCACGGUGACAAGAACAACAUCAAACUCUUGAUGGGUUCGAACCGGUACGAGUACUCGUACGACUAUUGCUCAUACUUUUAGUAUUUUUGUUUUCGGAAUUUUGACAAACCAUCAACUGAUCAUAUCCAUCAAACUAGAUCCAAUACCGAUAGAUUGGCUACAAUAAAUCAGAUUGAUUGUUCGUGGCGCUUUAUGUCUCGAAGACAAAAUUGAAAAUAAGAAAUCGACGCAGCUUACUGAAACAGGCAACAACUUUCAUUCAUAAAACUACCGGUCUUGCCAAAUAAUUUGUCCAAACACCACGUCAAAUAUUCGGUGUUGGCAGCUGCGUCUAGUCUGUGAGGACUGCCAGUAUUACAACAGUGGAUCACUCUUUUCUUUGCACCCGGUGCAAGUCAUUUUGAUGAAAUGGCGUCAACUAGCUUAUGGACAAAUGGUGCGAACGAUAACAACGAUACACCGACCAUAGGUCGAAAAAGCUUGAUCAAGGGGGACAAUGUCCCGAAAAAAAUUAAAUCCAUUCAGUUUGGCCUUUUGUCACCAGCAGAAAUGCAACGCCUUGCAGAAUUUCAGGUGACUUCUCGCGAAUUGUUUUCUAUGCCAUCUCGGAACCCUGCACCCGGUGGCUGCUUGGACCCACGGUUGGGCGUAUCCGAUAAGGUCUCAACCUGUCAUACCUGCAAAAAAAAAUUGCAAGAUUGCGCUGGUCAUUUUGGAUACAUUCGGCUUGCUUUGCCAGUUUUCCAUAUUGGCUAUCUUCGGCACACUUUACACCUCUUGCAGUGCGUCUGUAAGAACUGCUCCAGAAUCCUUCUGGAUAACUCCGAGCGAGAACAAUACCUGGCAAAAAUGAGGAAUCCAAAGACCGACGUCUUAGCAAAAACAGCAACAUUGAAGAAAGUUAUUGAGAAGUGCAAGAAAUCAAAGCAAUGUCCAUACUGUGGAGCAGUGAAUGGGACUGUCAAAAAAAUCACGGGGGCUCCUACCCUAAAGAUUGUUCACGAAAAAUUCAAGGGCAGACACUCGGAGGAUGAAUUGGACCAACUAAUGGAUAAUUUAUCAAUGGCCAUGGAUCACAACAAGGACUUGAUUUCAGUGAUGACUGGUGGAACCCCACCGUUUGAAGACUUACUUCCAAACAAAGUGCUGGAAAUUUUUAAACGGAUCCCCGACGAAGAUUGCGAGGUCAUGUGGGUUGAUCCAUUGAUUGGAAGGCCAGAGAAUUUGAUUUUAGAGAGCAUACUGGUCCCACCCGUCCCGAUUCGACCAGGUGUGAAAGUAGAAUUCGGGGGUGGUUCGAAUGAGGAUGACUUAACUGUGAAACUGCAGGAAAUUCUUGAUAUAAACGUGGCUCUCGAGAUGGCAUUGACCAAAGGGAAUCCCCCUCGUACAAUUAUGGAAGAAUGGGACUACUUGCAAUCACAGGUAGCACAGUAUUUCAAUGGAGAGAUGCCUGGUCUCCAAAGGCCUAUUGGUGCCAAACCAAUGCGCGGUUUGUGUCAGCGGCUGAAAGGAAAACAAGGAAGAUUUCGACAAAAUCUAUCGGGGAAGCGUGUCGACUUUUCAGCUCGUACAGUAAUUUCCCCUGAUCCAAACUUGUUGGUCGACCAGGUAGGAGUCCCAAAAAGGGUUGCGAUGACGAUGACUUACCCAGGUUAGUAUUUGCUUUGCAAGCUUGGUUCAUGUCGCAACGAGAGCAUAUGAUGAUGUCUUACGCAGCUUUUCUUUGUAAUUAGAACGAGUGUCACGUUAUAAUAAAAAGAAAUUACAACAAAGGGUUAGAAACGGCCCUCAUAUGCAUCCGGGUGCGAAUCUAGUUCGUACGGGGGAUGCAAAAGGAUUCGACAAAUCUCUAGCAUUCGGUGACAGAGAAAAAAUAGCACGUAGCCUGAGGGAGGGUGAUAUUGUCGAACGGCACAUGGAAGAUGGCGAUAUUGUUUUGUUCAACCGACAGCCCUCAUUACACAGAGUUUCAAUCAUGGCACACAGAGCAAAGGUCAUGGAGUGGAGAACAUUUCGAUUCAAUAUUUGCGUUUGUGCUCCUUAUAAUGCUGAUUUUGAUGGUGAUGAGAUGAAUAUGCAUCUGCCCCAGACAGAAGAAGCUCGCACAGAGGCAAACCUCCUGAUGGGAGUUCAUAACAAUCUGACCACACCGCGAAAUGGAGAACCGCUCGUGGCUGCCAGUCAGGAUUUUUUGAGUGCGUCCUACAUUUUGACGCAAAAUGAUCGGUUCUAUACGCAUGAACAAUUCUGCCAACUUGUAACAUACUUUGGUGAUGCCGGAGAGCAGAUCGACAUCCCACCGCCUACAAUUGUUAAGCCAAUGCACCUUUGGACUGGGAAACAAGUAUUUACUGCAAUGCUUCAACCGAAUGACAAGACAAAAAUCGAAGUCAGCUUCGCGACGAAAGAAAAGAACUAUAUCAGCAACAAACACUUCUGUAAAAAUGAUGGUUGGGUUGACUUUCGUAAUGGUGAACUAAUAUCUGGAAACAUUGCCAAAAAAACGAUAGGAGACGGUAGUAAGACAGGCUUGAUUUUUACUGUUCUUCGUGAUUAUGGCUCUCGUGAAAGUGCAAAACUUUUAGAUCGCUGGGCCAAAUUUUGUGGAAGAUACAUGGGCAUUCAUCGAGGUUUCUCGAUAGGGAUUUCCGACGUCACGCCUUCUGACGACCUAACAAAAAUGAAGCACAAAAUCUUACUUGAAGGAUAUAGAAAGUCCGAGUCAAAUCUUGAUCUCUACGAAAAUGGGGAGCUAGAAUUGAGACCGGGUUGUGAUCUUUUGCAAAGUUUAGAAGAGAUCCUAAACGGAAUCCUUGGUAGACUCCGAGAAUCUGCAGGACAAGAAGCUAUGAAACAAUUGCCUUGGUCGAAUGCGCCACGCAUCAUGGCAGCCUGUGGAUCAAAAGGAAGUCCUCUAAAUAUUUCCCAAAUGAUAUCGUGUGUAGGCCAACAAGCUGUUGGUGGAAUGCGUAUUCAAAACGGCUUUGUGGACAGAACUCUUCCACACUUCGAAGUUAAGAGUCUCACGCCGUCCGCAAAAGGAUUCGUCGCCAAUUCAUUCUAUACGGGCUUGACAGCAACAGAAUUCUUUUUUCACGCAAUGGGUGGACGUGAAGGGUUAGUUGAUACAGCAGUGAAGACCGCUGAAACCGGGUACAUGGCAAGACGACUUAUGAAGGCUCUUGAGGAUCUAUCUAUGCAAUACGAUAAGACGGUUCGAAACAGUGAAAACACCGUUGUUCAAUUCAUUUAUGGAGAUGACGGGCUGAAUCCUAACGCGAUGGAAAACAACGACCGUCCCGUGGACUUUGAUCGCUUAUCAAUGACAAUUCGAGAGAAUUUUCCGUGCCGAGAUGAAGAUACACUAGGCCCAGAAGACUUGAGAAAAAUCGUUGGAUUGAAGUUGAGAGAGAAGAGAUUUCAAAGUCUCUUACCUGAGGGAGCUGAGAUUUUAAAGGAGAUCAACGACUUCUUUUGCUCCAUGGCAAAGAAGCAAAAACAACUCAUCAAUGACUUCAAGGGAAAAGCGGUUGAAAUUUCAUCCUUGACUUGGACCUCGUGUCGAUUCACACUCAGUCAGCUGAACAAGUUUCUUGACAUUGCUCUAGAGAAGUGCACUGCAUCUUAUGUAGAACCAGGAGAGGCCGUCGGUGCAAUCGGUGCACAAAGUAUUAGUGAGCCAGGCACCCAGAUGACGCUUAAGACAUUCCACUUCUCUGGAAUUAGUUCCAUGAAUGUUACCCUUGGGGUUCCUCGACUGAAAGAAAUCAUCAAUGCAUCAAAACUCAUUUCAACUCCAAUUAUUACUGUUAAAUUGGAACAGGAUGAUAAUAAAAUCGCUGCUCGUGUCGUUAAAGCUGGAAUCGAGAAGACUACCCUUGGGCAAGUUUCAAAAUAUAUCAAAGAAGUGAUUGCUUCGAACGCUUGCUAUAUUAGUAUUGAACUUGAUAUGGGUAAGUGAUUUUGUUCAAGCCCCGAGGCGUUUUCUAUCAUCUCUCCCUCACAUAUUAUUGGACUAUUUUUUAUUCUGUUUGAAUCUUCAGAUGCAAUUGACCAACUAAAGCUCAAUGUUGAUUCGGAAAGUGUGAGAAAUUCCAUUUUACGCGGCUGUAGAGGAGUCACGAGACCUGCAACUUUGCGUCUGCUAGAUGACGUCGAUGUGAAAGUCAAACGAGGCUGUAAUAACAAGCUACGAAUUUAUGUUCCUUCACGCAACAAAGGGUCGACUUAUUUCUGUAUGCAGCAGUUAAAAACUGUACUUCCCGAUGUAAUUGUUCAGGGAAUUCCUUCGGUAAAUCGUGCUGUUAUCAACGAGACUGAUAAAGAUGGGAAGCAGACUUACAAUCUUCUUGUGGAAGGGUAUGGCCUACAAGAUGUGAUGGGAAGUCCAGGCAUUGACGGAAAUCAUACGUGGACCAAUCACAUUAUUGAAGUAGAAAAUGUGCUUGGCGUCGAAGCUGCACGCACUCAGAUCUCGUCAGAAAUUUCUUACAUUAUGUCCGCGUAUGGAAUUGGUAUCGAUAGCAGACAUCUUUUGCUGCUUUCGGAUGUAAUGACAUUCAAAGGGGAAGUACUUGGCAUCACAAGAUUCGGGGUUUCUAAGAUGCGUGAAAGUGUGUUGCAUCUGGCGUCGUUUGAAAAGGUUAGUGCGGACAUAUGUUGUUUUCAUUCGUUGCGGCAGCAUCCCUAGUGAUCUAUGUGACGAAAUGGGCUUUUCUUUUUCAAAUUUUCUUCUCUCAUCUUCUCUGUUCAAUCUUUUGAAAAACGAUCAUCUUCGAAAAGACAACUGAUCACUUGUUUGAUGCUGCUGUUCAUGGUAGAACCGAUGAAAUCGUUGGCGUCAGUGAAUGUAUCAUCAUGGGGACUCCUAUACCAAUUGGAACAGGUCUCCCAAAUAUGUUAUGGAAAUCAAAAACAUGAGAUGACAUAAAUAGAUUCAAAACGGUUUGGUUACUUUGAAUAAAAUAUUUACAAUGCC